Darwinula stevensoni is the source of this 5053-nucleotide messenger RNA. Lineage: Eukaryota; Metazoa; Arthropoda; Ostracoda; Podocopida; Darwinulidae. The record is from the annotation of a GenBank genome assembly.
AGGUCACAGAUGAAUGGCUCCAGGCCGGCUGGUUGCUCUAAAUGACACUGAUUCAUCAGAAUAUGACAGUGAUCCUGAUCGGCCAAAAUUUCUCACCAAAGAAGCACAGGAGAACGGAGCCUUCAAGAGGUACAACGAUGCACUUUCAUUAUCUAGGGAGAAGAAGUAUGAAGAGGCCAAGAGGAUACUCAUUGAUGUGUUGAAAACCCCAUGUCUGGCAGAGAUUAAAGCAGUUUCCUUGAAGGAUGCCCAUGGGUCCAUCAACCCACUACAUGUGCUCAAGUAUUCAUGCUACAAAAAUCUGGGUUUGGCAUGCUCCAAUCAAGGAGAUGUUGAAGAUGCCAUUGAAUAUACUUUGAAGGCUUUGGAACUGGAUGGAACAGAUGUAACAGUUUGGUAUAAACUUGGGCAGAUGGGACUGCAGGCAGAAGACUAUGGACUGGCAUCCAAAGCCUUCCAGAAUGGACUGGAGGUAAAUCAAAAUCAUUGGCCCUGCUUGGAUAAGCUUGUGACCAUCCAGUAUGCAUUGAGCGACACUCUUGGAUGCUUGGAUCUGAUUGCCUAUGGGCUUAGUCGAGACCCUUACUUCCUGAAAGGCCUUGCCAUUCGAGAUACUAUUUUCCAAGAAGCUCCCCCACUUAAAGACCUUCAAACCCAAAUGUGGAAAGACCUGGGGGUCUGGACUCCUUAUCCUGAGGAGGAAGGACAGAAGUUUGUGAAAGAGGCAAAGGAUAUGCUUGAAAAUGUUCGGAAGAAGGCUCAAGUGACAGAUCCACCACCUUUGCCCUUGGAUGUGUCAAUUAGAAAUCUAUCAUGGUUUGAGCUGGGCCAGAAGCUACUUUCCCUUUAUUCUCAACAAGACCAGGGGAACCAGAUGCCUGCAAUCAAAUGGAAUUCACCUCUUUCAGUGGAAGAUGAGGCAAUGGAAGUUGAUGAGGAAGAUAAGAAAAAAGAGGCCGAAGAAGAUCAAGAAAAGAAAAGACCUCCUAAGAGGAAACGAGAAUUGGAACAGUUGCAAGAGUGGAGCUUUGUGAAGAGGAGAUCAAAUAGGAUGCGAAUGACCAUGACAUCUGCUCAUAGUCGCCUCCUUGCUUCUCAAGAAUCUAAUUAUGCAGCACUACUGCUGAAGUAUUUGCCCCUCUCUCUGACUCAGUCCCUUGACAAGAAACAGUGUGAGAGAAGUGAAACAGCCUUACAUGAUACCUCAUUACUGGCUUCUUCAGCUGAUUCAUCAGUCAUAAACAGUGAAGACUCAAAGAUGCAGGGAGAGGCUUGCAUGGAAGAUUCAACAGUUGGAGCAGAAGUCACGGAAGCCCAAAAAGGCUUCAGCCGUCGAGCCAUCAUUGACUUCAUGGUGGCAGCUUGUGCUGAGGCCAAUGGGAAUCCCAAAUUAGCAGAACUUUUCUUUCAGUAUUGCAUUCACGUGUCUCAGCUUGCUGGGAAAUGGCCAAAGGACCUUGUUCGUGUAUUCUUGCAGUGCUACACUCUUGCAAGGAGGCAUAGAGUACCAGAAGUGAAUGGUGCAGACCGUUUCCAUGGUAACAAUGAGGUACUGAGGUCACUGGAGCGUGAAGCCUGGCUCGUCCUGACACAUGCAGAGCUCCUAGUGGACUCCCUUCUCUCAAAAAAGGAAGAGCAUCAAUCAUGGGCCAGGGACAACCAGGGGAGACUGAUGGACAUAGAUAGCUAUGAAUUUGGGGAUGAGAUGGGGAUCAUGAUUCUUAGCAUGGAUCCCCAGGAGAUCCUUAGAGAUGCCUGUGAUUCCUUUGGAAUUCGAUACACCAACUUGAAAGCCCAACUCGCCAUGCAUCGAGGAUCAAAAUAUGAAGCCCUCUGCACCCUCAGACAGAUUGAAGAUGUUCUUUCUGAAAAUCCCACCCAAGUCAUCUCUCUACCCAACUGCACUUCAUUCUCCUGCAUCUCUAUGGGGAUGAUCCGUGAACUAGUUGAAGAGCUUGAAAGGUACAACAACCUGACAGAAAUUGUGAUCUUGUACGAAGGCGCUCGAUAUGGUGAUGUUGUUGAACUGUUGACUGAUCCCUCUGGGAAGAGAUUGGAUCCUUUAGUGUUUGAGCAUGUUUCCAAUGAUAAGUCUAGCGAGGUUCCCUUGCCAAGCAAAGCUCACAUGCUCCGCAUUCUUGUUGAAUGUCUGGGGAAACUAAAGGCUUGGGCACAACUUCUUGAGCUCUCUCACAGUCUUCUGAGUGAAGGACUAAAGGUUUGGAAUGGGAAUGGCAAUGGCAAUGGCGAAGGGGAAGUUGAAGUUGCAGCUGUAGCUGUAUCUGUAUGUGGGAGAGAGCGAGAUGAAUGGACUGAAUUCCUCAUCUUUCUCAUCAAUGCCUUGGCCACUGCCAUUCGAGAGUGCCCAAACAUCUUGGAUACAUUGGAAAAGGGUGUGGUUGGGGAAUUGAGUCAGAACCUCGUGAGGCUGAUCCUGGUAAAUCUGGAGCACCCUGAGGGUGUAACCCAUCCUCCAAUUAAUUCAGUCAAGCCCUGGCUCAUUCUCACUAAUAUCAUUGCCAAUGAAGUGAAGUCAGAGGUGAAUGAGAAGGAGAUCCCAUUGCAUCUGCUGCUGUUGUGUGAUGCCCAUGAAUGCCUUUCCAUGAGAGGUUGGUGCACUAUCAACAAUGGAGAGCUCCUUCUAGAGCUCAUCAACCAACUCCAGUCAUCAUCUCUGCUCAUGUCUGAAUCCCAGCUUCGAACUGCCAUUGAGCAAUGCUUCUACUGCCUCUACUCACAUCCCAGCAAGAAGUCCAAGGUACGACAAUUGGUCGACCAUGGCUGUUCGGGAAUUGCUCUGACCUGGGAGAGAGCCAUUCCCCUGUACAACUAUUUUCGGCCUCAGCAGUUGCCUGAGUUUGACUCUUAUCGGGUGGCAUCUAUUUCAAGUGACUUGGAAGCUCUCUAUAAACGCAUAGCCUCUCUUGUCCCUCGAGAUAUUGAUCCCAAUCAAUACCUUGAUGGACUCUUGGAAUUUAUAUCUGGUGAGAAGAAUGAAUUACCAGAGGUCCCUGUACAAGAAUCUAAUUCCCCUAUCAUCUGGGAUCUCUACUACCUUCUUGGUGAUUACUAUCUGAAAAAUAAGGAAUGGCAAAAGGCAAUUAAGUAUUAUCAGCUUGACAUCUGUGUGAACCAGUUUCGAGUGGAUUCCUGGGCUGGACUUUCCCUUGCUCGAACUGGAUGGCUUGAAACCAAGCUCAAUUCUUGUCAGCCAAUUAAAGUGGAUGGUGGGAUUUUUGAGAAGACAGCAAUGGCACUCAAGUGCUUCCAGCAGACUGUGGAGUUGGAGCCCAGCCUUGCCAAGAUGUGGAUUGAAUAUGGUUCUCUUGCUUACAUGAUGCAUUCCUUUGCCUCCAAACAAUUGAAGCAGGAUGAAGUGGUUGAGUCUCUCGGCCUGGAGGCAUACCAGAGACUUGAGGAACAAAGGGAUGAUCUUCUUAAGAGAGCAUACAGUUGCUUCGAGAAGGCACGGACUUUGACAGAAAAGGGGGAGGCAGAGACAGAGGAGGGUGGUUGGGAUGAAUCUUGGCUCCAUUUUUUCAUGAUGUCCAAGAUGAAGGCCAAGAUGAAUCCUGACAACGUCAGCGAGACGGUCGGAUUGCUGUGCAAGGCAGAGAGGUGCCUCUGGGAUGUGAAUGCUGAAUACCCACAGCGCAUCUACUAUCCUUCACCUCAGUUCCUCUCACUGGAAGCGCUGGAGGUGUUCUAUCGCAUCCAUUCAACCAUCCUCAAGGCCCUCAUGGGGCAUGAAGCCGGGCAUACGCUCGACAAGGACACGCUCAAGUAUCUGAACCAUGUCCUGAAACUAGAAUCUCGGGGUUGUUUUGUGGCUGGUUCAGAGAAGGGGAAAAAUGGAGAAGGUCGGGCCAUUGCGUCUGAGAUCCUGGCAGAUCUUAUCGAUGGCCUGGGCAAGCCAUCUGCCACAUUCAAUCCACAAGGGGAGGAGAAACAGCUGGGAGAGUUGAAGGAAAAAGAGGAACCAAUCGAACUUCCCAGAAUGAUACAUGAUUGCCUGGCUGGAUUGAAAAUGUGUAUCACAAGAUUCCCACAUCACUACAAGUCCCUCUAUCGCAUGGCUUAUUUUUAUGCCCACUCACAGGUCUACAAGAUGUACAUGUUUGAGACAGAAAGGAAGCAUAUGUCCAAGCAUGCAUAUGACCUGAGUCUACAGCUCCUCCGCAACCGAUGGAAAGAGGCGAGUACAUUCACGUCGAAGAAAGCUGCCGUCAUCGACAUCUGCCGCACUCACCAAAAGAUCAUGCGCAACCUUGGGUACAGAGAGGACAUCCUCAACCUCCUCACUGAGGCAUACAUAAACUUUGUUGGGAAAUCACUCGAGAAGGAAAAAAUGGAAUCUCAGAGAGAAGAGGCAUUGAAGUUUGCCACCCAACACAUCUCUCUUGGCUCCAAGGCCCUAAAAGCCAUUCCAAACCCCAGUGUGAAGCCAGAUGGCACUUCUCCAAAAAGAGGUAGACCAAGGGGAUCGACAAAGAGAGGAGGUAUAGUGAAGCGACCAGUGCCUCUAGAUAUUGCAAUGCCAAAGCAAGGAGACCCAAAGAUCCAGUUGACACGCAUCGAUCCGUCGCUGAUCUACGGUCUGGAAGUUCGUGCCAGCAGUCCCAGCUCUCAGCCUCCACCAAAACAAGUUAAGAGAAUGCUGCCAGAGGUGGGAGGUGAGAAGUUGCAUGUACAAUCCCUUCCUCAACCCCCUCCUGCACAUGCAACUUCUCAGAGGCCUGUUGGAAUGCCACCAAAAAUGAUAGGGUAUGAUCAUGAAUUUGCCAAACGGGGGAAGCCAUCUACAUCCCUCAUAUUCCCACGUCGUCCCAAUCUAUCCAUCACGCCGGUGGUGGACCUUCGAAAGCCCCCGGCGAAAGUAUUCAAGCCUAGCAUUUCGGUCGUUCCGCUUCCGAGUCCAUCGAUAUCUGUUGCAGUGCGCAAAGACCACGAUCAGUCCAAAGGACAAAGGAAAAACGUCCCAGAGAUGUUGGCCUCCCGUCAGGGCCUGCAGUGCAUCCCAGCAGAUCUGCAACAUGCUCUUCAAGGAAGCUGA